Messenger RNA from Lactuca saligna, 642 nucleotides. The record is from the annotation of a GenBank genome assembly. NCBI's taxonomy places the organism in Eukaryota, Viridiplantae, Streptophyta, Magnoliopsida, Asterales, Asteraceae.
AUGGGCAAGGACACUCGAACAAGCAAGUAUGGACCGGCGGUACAGCUAUUGAUAAUUGCAGGUGCUAUGGUGACGCCAUUUUUAGCUUUCAACUUGAUGGAUUUGGAGCUUUUUAGCGUCUUCAAAACCAUGUUUACCACCUUAUUCUCUUCAAUGAAGCCAUGGUUAUGUCCACCUUACGUCUAUCUACUCAUCAACUUCAUUAUAUUCUUCAUCGCCGCAUCGUCUUCUAUCCGUUCUUACAACCCCAUCGUUUUCAACCCGCCGACAACUGAAACUGAUGAUCACCGGUACCAAUCCUUGAUCACAGAUGAGUCCUUCAUCCAAACUUCCCUCGUUUGCCAAAGUAUUGCAGUAUCGUUGGAUGAUGAUGACGGAAACUUUGAUACGUUAAAAGAUCCAGUACAUGUACAUGCUGAUGAAGGAAGAUCAAAAGAGGGAGAGAUGGCAUCGGAAAGUACUGUGUUUGACAAGAGGGAAUUAAGAAAGUCGAAGACGUUCCAUGAGGGUGUGUCGAGGCCGAGAGGUCGGAGGGAGAGGUAUGUUAGGAUCCUGAGUCAAGAAGAAUUGGAUCGACAAGUAGAAGCCUUCAUCUACAGGUGUCAACAAGACACCAACACUUCAAAUAACCUCAACGUUUAG